This is a messenger RNA of Saprolegnia diclina VS20, 204 nucleotides long. RefSeq lists its product as hypothetical. Bases 1 to 204 code for a protein of 67 amino acids. The record is from RefSeq and is a predicted model, not a curated record. NCBI's taxonomy places the organism in Eukaryota, Oomycota, Saprolegniomycetes, Saprolegniales, Saprolegniaceae. The transcript has a single exon.
AUGAUCAUCACCGGGUUUGACCAGCCGCAGAUCACCGAAGACUUUUCUCACGUGAUGCUGGACGACGCUGCCAUGAACGUCGCGCGGGCGUUCACGGCUGAUGUCAAGGCGCAGAUUCCCGUCGUCAACCAGCGAAAUGCCACCCGAGUCCAGCCAUUCCAGUCGUUCAACCCCAGCACGAUGGAGAUGGCUGUCGGCAUCUAG